CUCCGCUUCGCCGCUUCACCACACUGCAGGUAUUCACUUGAAGAUGAUGAUUGGCUUGGGUGAUGUACACUAAACGUCAACGGUGGGUACCUUUUUACCUUAAACCUACAUUAUGGGCGGGUAUGUCCACCACACAAAGAAGUGAGAGCACGAACACAUUCUUUGAUGGUUUUGUGCACUCCAAAACAAGUCUCAAACAAUUUGUGGUUCAAUACGGUCGGGCUUUGAGAUGUAAGGCAGAAAAAGAGUUUCACGCAGACACAAAAUCAUUUACAAAAAUGAUUUCAUGUGUUAGAUAUUUGAAAUGGAGAAACAAGUGCAAGGAUUAUACACAUUUGCAAAGUUUAAGGAAUUUCAAGAAGUAAUCGGCAAGUUGUAUUGCGACCUACUUAAAUGUGAAGAUGAAAAAACGCUUCAUGUGAAAGAAGUGAAACGAAUUAACGCGUUUGCCAAGACUACUAACUACAUAGUUGAAUAUGACAAGACCUUGAAUGAAGGACAAUGUAAUUGUCAUUUAUUUGAAUUUAGAGGCAUCGUUUGUAAACAUAUGAUUACGGUCCUAAUGCGCAAUGGAGUGGACAUCUUGCCCGACCAAUACAUAAUGCGGAGAUGGAGACGGGAUUUGAAGAUAGUAUACUGAUAAGUCCGUAUUUUGACACGCAUUUGAUGUGUGUUGAGAUCAGAUUUUGAUGGUUUCCCUAGCUUUAAGGUGUUGCAAGUCUCAAUUUUAGCUCAAGUUAUGUUUACCAGGCGUUGGUUCGAGUUUUGUGUUGUUUGUAGUCAAAAUCAGGGAAUUUGAGCCCGGUACCGGCACUUGAGGAACAAUCGGGAUGAUUUGAGAAGCAUUUGAGAAUGAUUUGAUAGCUUUGGAGGUCACCAGAAGAUUCACAAUGAAGAUUUGAAGGAAAAAGAGCUCUAGGAUUGGCUUCGGGAUCAAAAGAAGAUGAAUGAAGCUUGAAAACGAUGAUCAGAAUGACCUUCUGUCAAUCGUUCAAGCUUAUCUCUUUGUAGGAACAACCAAUGGACACGAUUCAAGUUGCAUAAGAAAGCCAACUUCAAGAGCUACAAAUCAUAUGAAGACACCUUUUCAAGAAUCUGAAAGGAAGAAGGUGAAAACAGACGAUGAAGUCAGAUGAUCUCUGCUGCGAUUUCAGAAAGACACCUUCCACCGUUUUGAUCAUAUCUCUUGAUUGGAUGAUUCAAAUCACAUUCGGCAAAUUGGGGUGGAUAGAGGACUUCAUUAUCUACAACUUUUAUGAAGGAAGUUUUGUCAAAUUCGGAAGUUAAGUAGGCACGAUCGUGCCCUCAAAGUCAGACACGAUCGUGCCUGAAGAGAAAAGCACCGCGGAGCUACUGCCUGCCAGGCACGAUCGUGCCUGGAGGGAGGCACGAUCGUGCCUGCCCAAAAUGCGCGUUUUUGCUCUGGAGGCACGAUCGAAGGCACGAUCGUGCCUGGCAUCGUGUCUGGCUCCGAAAAUCCUAAUUCAGCUCAAAUUUCAC
Cuscuta epithymum is the source of this 1500-nucleotide messenger RNA. The record is from the annotation of a GenBank genome assembly. Lineage: Eukaryota; Viridiplantae; Streptophyta; Magnoliopsida; Solanales; Convolvulaceae.